AUGGACCUGAGGGCAGUUCUGCCUAGGAGGGCCGACCCCACUGAGUUGAAAGCCAUUUUUGAAAAGUAUGCCAGCAUCAAGAAGAAUGAGGAGUCCUUCAUGUCACCGGAGGACUUUGUGGGCCGUUUCCUCCAUGCCCACACAAACAUUCGGCUGUCAGACGAGGCCACAAAACUGCUGGCUGGUGUGGUGGACCAAAAGAAAGAUGGGCUGAUCUCCUUUCAAGAGUUUGUUGCGUUCGAAACGGUGCUGUGUGCUCCAGACUCUCUAUUCAUGGUUGCCUUCCUGCUGUUUGAUAAAGCGGGGAAUGGAAUGACCACUUUUGGGGAUGUGAAGCAGGUCUUCAGCCAGACCACCAUCCACCAACACAUCCCCUUCAACUGGGACAGUGAGUUCAUACGGCUGCACUUUGGCAUGGAGAGGGACAAGCAGCUCAGCUAUGGAGAGUUCACUCAGUUUCUUCUGGAGAUGCAGCUGGAACACGCGCGGCAGGCUUUUGUCCAGCGGGACCAAGCCCACAGCGGCUCCAUCUCAGCCCUGGACUUCAGGGACAUCAUGGUCACCAUCCGCCCGCACAUGCUCACACCCUUCGUGGAGGAAUGCCUCGUGGCGGUUGCGGGAGGCAGCACAUCUCAUAAGGUCAGCUUCUCUUACUUCAACGGCUUCAACUCACUUCUCAACAACAUGGAGCUGAUCAGAAAGAUCUACAGCACCCUGGCUGGCCACCGCAGAGAUAUUGAAGCUACCAAAGAGGAGUUCAUUGUGGCAGCUCAGAGAUUUGGCCAGGUGACACCCAUGGAGGUGGACAUCCUUUUUCAGCUGGCUGACCUGUCAGAGCCUCGUGGGCGUGUUGGUUUAGUAGACAUUGAGAAGAUCGCUCCUCUGGAGGAGGGCGCCCUGCCCUACAACUUGGCUGAAGUCCAGAGACAGCAGCAGUUGGGCAGUGACGGCUCCCGCCCCAUCCUCAUCCAGGUUGCAGAGUCAGUCUACAGGUUCGCCCUUGGAUCAGUGGCAGGGGCUGUGGGUGCCACAGCCGUGUAUCCCAUCGACCUGGUGAAGACACGCAUGCAAAACCAGAGGAGCAGCGGCUCUCUGGUGGGAGAACUCAUGUACAAGAGCAGCUUCGACUGCUUUAAGAAGGUGGUCCGCUACGAGGGCGCCUUCGGCCUUUACCGAGGUCUGGUACCACAGCUACUGGGUGUGGCGCCCGAGAAAGCCAUAAAGCUCACAGUGAAUGACUUCGUGCGAGGAAAGACCAGGCAGAAAGAUGGCACGGUCCCUCUGCCUGCUGAGAUCAUGGCUGGUGCAUGUGCUGGUGGCUCCCAGGUAAUCUUCACCAAUCCACUGGAGAUUGUAAAGAUCCGUCUGCAGGUGGCAGGAGAGAUCACCACAGGGCCGAGGGUCAGUGCCCUGUCUGUCAUCAGAGACCUUGGCUUCUUCGGACUUUACAAGGGUUCCAAAGCUUGUUUCCUGCGGGACAUCCCCUUCUCAGCCAUUUACUUCCCCUGCUACGCUCACGGCAAGACUUACUUCUCUGAUGAGGAUGGGCGGAUAGGGCCAGCCAAGAUGCUGCUUGCUGGAGCUCUGGCAGGCAUGCCAGCGGCCUCUCUGGUGACCCCAGCAGACGUGAUCAAGACCAGGCUACAGGUGGCAGCACGUGCGGGCCAGACCACCUACAGCGGCCUGGUGGACUGCUUCUGGAAGAUUCUCAGAGAAGAGGGACCCCGAGCAUUUUGGAAAGGAGCUGGAGCUCGAGUGUUUCGAUCUUCGCCCCAGUUUGGUGUGACCCUGGUGACCUAUGAGCUUCUGCAGCGCUGGUUCUAUAUCGACUUUGGAGGACAAAAACCGGCUGGCUCAGAGCCCACCCCCAAGUCUCGGAUCAGCCUGCCGGCGCCCAACCCAGACCACAUCGGAGGCUUCAGGUUGGCCGUGGCCACGUUCGUUGGCAUCGAGAGCAAGUUUGGACUCCAUCUCCCUCGAUACACAGUGGUGACGGAGGACCCCUCUAACGCCAGCACCCCCUGA
Molecule: messenger RNA, 2025 nt
Organism: Scomber japonicus (chub mackerel)
Lineage: Eukaryota; Metazoa; Chordata; Actinopteri; Scombriformes; Scombridae
Product: electrogenic aspartate/glutamate antiporter SLC25A13, mitochondrial
Exons: 18
Coding region: 1-2025 (674 amino acids)
Biological process (GO): aspartate transmembrane transport; L-glutamate transmembrane transport; malate-aspartate shuttle
Molecular function (GO): calcium ion binding; L-aspartate transmembrane transporter activity; L-glutamate transmembrane transporter activity
Source: RefSeq, a predicted model, not a curated record